AUGUUCCAUGAUCUACGUCGACAUAUGCCAUUUCGUCAAGAAGAAGGAUGGCGAUAUCCAGAAGGGUGGGAAGAUUUCUCUUGCCCUGACCCUUCGGAGGAUGAUCGAUCAUCUCCUUCUACUUUUACUUUCACGUCGCAAGAUGAAUCAGACCUAUUUGGAGACGAUCCUGAUCAAAAUGAAAUACCACCACCGAAAUAUGAUGAUAUAUAUCGAUCCCAAGACACGUUCUCGCAUUCCCCUUUCAAGAGCUUAGCUGAAGAGGAGUUGUCGCAAAGUGCAGAUGAAAAGCCGACUCACAAUAUAGGAUUUGAUAAGUCAAACCAUCCUUCAACAACUAGUACCAUACACGCUGAAAGUAAAUCGAGCUCAAACUCAAGACCAAGACCAAGGGUAAGACGAAAUAUAUUUGGUGAUCUCCCAACAUCAUUUCCCUCAUACCCUUCUUCACCUUAUUAUCCAGCUUACAAUAGAUGGUAUAACCCUCGUCGUCAAAUCAAUAUCAAUCCAGAUACUCAUCGAGUAAGACCGUACCCCUAUCCUGUUCAACUCAUCUCUGAGACUUAUAUUCCAAAUAACCCUCAUCCCCAUUCUAGGAACAUACAAAUUACCAUCCUGGAAGAUGACGAUGAAAAAGCAAAGCAAAGAUCGACAGCCAGAUCUACCGAAUCGUAUCACCCCCCUGCAAUCGACCCAGAGGGAAUAACAAUCGAUAAUACCGAUUACUCCUACCCUCAUAUAAAUCUCAACUUACCUCCUUCUUCGCCUUCUUUGUCGUCGUCGAUGCACCUCAGUACUUCUGCUUCAUCAGCUGGUUCACCGAAAUUUGACUUCUCGCUCAGCUUGUCUAUAUCUUCUGGGAGUUCUCAGGAGAUAGCAGAGGGUCUGGAAAGGGUGUCAGACGGGCUGAAAGGUAUCAAAGAGGCUUUGAAAGGUGUAGGUGCGAGGUCAGAAGGUUAUCUGACCGUAUGA
Molecule: messenger RNA, 972 nt
Organism: Kwoniella botswanensis
Lineage: Eukaryota; Fungi; Basidiomycota; Tremellomycetes; Tremellales; Cryptococcaceae
Exons: 1
Coding region: 1-972 (323 amino acids)
Source: RefSeq, a predicted model, not a curated record